Molecule: messenger RNA, 841 nt
Organism: Diorhabda carinulata
Lineage: Eukaryota; Metazoa; Arthropoda; Insecta; Coleoptera; Chrysomelidae
Gene: CHMP2B
Product: charged multivesicular body protein 2b-B
Exons: 5
Coding region: 102-740 (212 amino acids)
Biological process (GO): endosome transport via multivesicular body sorting pathway; late endosome to vacuole transport; protein transport
Cellular component (GO): multivesicular body; ESCRT III complex
Source: RefSeq, a predicted model, not a curated record
AAAUAACUGUCAAAAUUAAACAUCUAUCUAAAAACAAGUAUGAGUAAUAGUUGAUUUUAUUGUAUAAUUAAUUAAUAAUAUAGAUAAUAUUUAUAACGAAAAUGUUUAAUUUUUGGUCAAAACCAGAUCCAAAAGACGAUCAACGAGAAGCUGAUAGACAAUUACGAAAAGUGGGUAGAGAUAUCGAAAGAGAUCGUCGGCAGCUAGAACGAGAAGAACAGAAAUUGGAACAGGAAAUAAAAAAAUUAGCCAAACAAGGAGAUUCUGAAGGAUGUAGGGUAUUAGCAAAGCAAUUAGUACAACUUCGUAAACAAAAACAAAGAACAUAUACUGCGGGCAGCAAAGUUCAAGGGAUCGCUUUUCAAAAUAAAGCUAUGGGAGCAAAUGUUAAGUUGGCCGAAGCAAUGGGCACUGCAGGAAAAACCAUGUCGGACAUGAACAAAAUAAUUAACCCCGAAGAAUUAGCUUCUACACUUAACGCGUUUUCUAGGGAAAAUAUGAAAAUGGAAAUGACGGAUGAAAUGGUUAACGACGCGCUGGAUGAUAUGUUAACCGAAUCUGGGGACGAGGAAGAGAGUGAUAACAUUGUAACUCGAGUUUUGGAUGAAAUCGGAAUUGAAAUUAGUGGGAAGAUGGCUGGGGCUCCUUUACCGGAGAAGGGUAAAAUCGGCGAAGCUUCUAAAGCUAAAGGGAUGAGUGAUGAUGAUAUUGAAGCUCAACUGGCUAAAUUAAGAGGUUGAGUUGAGUAUAGUUGCUGUAAAAAUGUGCCUCUCGAUGCAAGUUAUCUAUGUAUUUCCUCUAUUAUUGAUAUUUUCAAAUAUAAUUACCAGAAUUUUGUUUA